UCACAUAGCCAUCAGCAAUUCUUAAGAUAUGAAAAUUAGAUAAUAUUCUAAGAGAAAAAAGUACACAGAUUGAGACUUCACAAUUACUAUCUCUUUUUUCUAAGAUGGAAUUAUUGUACACCUAACACCAUUUUGGCAUGAUAUAAUCCAUGGUAAUCGUUAUCGACACUAAAACUUUCAUGGUCCACACCGUCUUUGCAUCGAGGUCUUUGUCAAGAGCAAAAACAAGAAUGGUGGUUUGAAAUGCUAUUGAUGAAGCCAAAACCAGUAUCUGAAUGUGUUUGUCUUUUAAUUCGAGCUAAUAUUCUAAACCUUAGUCGAGUACAUUAGAAAAAGGCGAAAAAACAUAACCUCUCAAGUCCAUUCAAUAUCUUGAUUCAAAAAACCCGCAAACAUCAUUCAUAUGAUGAUGAUGAUGAUCAUAAUCAUUCUCGCGGGUUUUCUUUUCAUAUCUUUGUUAGUGAUCCUUAUUAGGAUCAUUAAGAAGCUAUGGUGGACUCCAUUUCAUGUACAAUUUAUGAUGAGAUCUCAAGGUAUACAAGGUCCUCCUUACAAGUUCCUACAUGGAAACACCAAAGAGAUUGUCGAAAUGAAAAAAGACUCCAUAAACAAUGCCAUGGAUCACUUGUCACAUGACAUAUUUCCGAGAAUUCUACCUCAUAUAUUUUCUUGGAAGAAACUAUAUGGGGCAAAUUUUCUCUACUGGUAUGGACUGCAACCUGAACUAGUAGUGACUGAACCAGAACUUGUCAAAGAAAUACUGAGCAAUAGAAACAACAAUUAUCCCAAAAUAGAUCUUGAAGGCUUUUCCAAGAAGCUUUUUGGAGAUGGGGUUGCAUCAUCUAAAGGCGAAAAAUGGGUAAAAAUGAGGAAACUAGCCAACCGUGUUUUUCAUGGAGAAAGCCUAAAAAGUAUGAUUCCAGUGAUGAUUAUGAGUUGUGAGACCAUACUCGAACGGUGGAAGAUUUAUGAAGAUAAAGAAAUUGAAGUGUUUGAAGAGUUUAGACUAUUAACAUCAGAGGUCAUUUCCAGGACUGCUUUUGGAAGUAGUUACUCAGAAGGACAGAACAUCUUUGAUAUGCUGAUGAAGUUAGCUUUGCUAGUUUCCAGAAAUUCUUACAAAAUUAGAUUUCCAGUCAUCAAUCAAAUUUGGAAAAGCUGUGAUGAAAUAGAGUCAGAGAAACUCGAACAGGGCAUACGUGACAGCAUUAUUCGGGUAAUAAAGAAAAGAGAAGAGGAAAAGAUUGGUGAAGAGCUUAACUUUGGAAGUGAUUUCCUUGGGAAACUCCUAGAGGCCUAUCAAGAUUAUGGAAUAUCGAUAGAAGAUAUCGUUGAUGAGUGCAAGACAUUUUAUUUUGCUGGUCACGAGACGACAACUCUUUUGCUUGGGUGGACAAUCUUCUUGCUAGCUACAAACAAGAAGUGGCAAGAAAAAGCAAGAAAAGAAGUUGUUGAAUCAUUUGGCCACAAAGUUCCUAAUGCAGAUGGCCUAUCAAGACUGAAAAUUAUGAACAUGAUUCUUGAUGAAUCUCUAAGAUUGUACCCUCCAGUACCAUUCAUCAAAAGGAAAGUUGACAACAAAGUUCAGCUAGGGAAGCUAACUUUACCACCUAAAAUGCAUCUCUAUAUAUCACCAUUAGCGGUUCAACGUGAUCCUAAAAUAUGGGGAGAAGAUGUUCAUGUUUUCAAACCGGAUAGAUUUGCUGAAGGGGUUGUUAAAGGUACAAAUAACAAUCCAGUAGCAUAUUUGCCAUUUGGCUAUGGACCUCGAACUUGUUUAGGCUUGAACUUUGCAAUGAUCGAAGCAAAAAUUACUCUUUCGAUGAUUCUACAACGUUACAUGUUCACGAUUUCACCAACUUAUGUUCACUCUCCUGUUCAGCUUUUUAUGCUUCGUCCACAGCAUGGAGUUCAAGUCAUUCUCCACAAGAUUUAAGGGUCUCUUGUUGUAUGUAAAGAUGAACAGGGACUUGAUUAUUGGUCUAAUAUGAAGCAAAUAAAACUCUAUUUA
Messenger RNA from Solanum dulcamara, 2011 nucleotides. Its product is annotated as cytochrome P450 CYP749A22-like. Bases 404 to 1936 code for a protein of 510 amino acids. NCBI's taxonomy places the organism in Eukaryota, Viridiplantae, Streptophyta, Magnoliopsida, Solanales, Solanaceae. The transcript is spliced from 5 exons. The record is from RefSeq and is a predicted model, not a curated record. Gene Ontology annotation, molecular function: monooxygenase activity; iron ion binding; heme binding.